AUGGCUUCUUUCGAAAAUCGCGAAGCGGAUGGCGUGAAACCAGUAGAGGUACAAGGGCUUGACGAUUUAAUUGCUAAUCGCGUCAAUUUCCGUAACCUCGCGAAUAGAAUCGAACGCUUUAAUAGUAUCAGUAAAGUGACGAGCCAGAAAAUCUCGACUUCUUUGCGAUCUCUCGGUGAUUUAUCAUUUGACAUCGCCUCGGAUCUCGACGAGAUGGUUAACAAGGGUGAUCGAUUUUUAUUACAUUUUCAACGAGAUGUUCGUGCAAUAAAAGAUACACUUAUAUCGAAUAGCCGAGGAAUUAAAGCAGCAAUUGUCAUUGAACAUUUGGAAAAAAUUUUAAAACUUGUUAAUAAUCUCGAGAAUCACGUACGAAAAGUGAAAUCAAAUGUUCUUCUUGGAUUGAAUGUUCAAGAUAAAGUUGACCGAUUAUUAUUGGAUGGAAAAGAUGAGAGCCAAAAAUUUCAUGAAAAUCGCAUAGUGUCACCAUUUUUCAUAUUUUUUUUUGGCGGAUUAGAAAAUCAAGAAAUUCACAGUGUCGAUGUGACGUUAAACUUAAUGAAAGUGCUUGGGGAUCAAUUGAAUAUUUUGGAUGUCAAUUUAUUGAGAUUUGAGAAGCGUCUUUCUGAUAUCGUGACCGAAUUGAAGAAUAUAGAUGAUGGUUUGGCAUAUACGUUGGAUGAUAUCGAGCUAUUGGAAGAUGCGGUCGAAAAAGCUAGAAUUGGCUCGAAUGCGUUUAUUAAAAAAAUGAAGGUUCCAUCUCAGGAAAAACCUGACGACAGCUUAGUUACACUAGUAUAG
Molecule: messenger RNA, 801 nt
Organism: Ambispora leptoticha
Lineage: Eukaryota; Fungi; Glomeromycota; Glomeromycetes; Archaeosporales; Ambisporaceae
Source: the annotation of a GenBank genome assembly